Molecule: messenger RNA, 2345 nt
Organism: Anolis carolinensis (green anole)
Lineage: Eukaryota; Metazoa; Chordata; Lepidosauria; Squamata; Anolidae
Product: gap junction beta-6 protein
Exons: 2
Coding region: 214-897 (227 amino acids)
Biological process (GO): gap junction-mediated intercellular transport; cell-cell signaling
Cellular component (GO): connexin complex
Molecular function (GO): gap junction channel activity
Source: RefSeq, a predicted model, not a curated record
AGUAGAUGCAUAUAAAACCUGAACUCUCCCUCCUUUGCAUUUCCUUCUUGGCAGAGGCGUCUCCAAUCAGGGAACAAGGAGGAGCUUACCUUUGAAGCAAGCCAAGGCAAGGCAGGCUGAGAAGGAAGCUGUCGAUUUAAACUGGGACUAGCGCCGGGGGAAAGGGAACCGUCGGAGAAGAAGGCAGCCCGAGGCUAAAGGACACACACAGCCAUGGACUGGAAAUCUCUCAAAGACGUCUUGGGAGGGGUAAAUAGCCACUCCACCAGCAUUGGAAAAAUCUGGCUUACUGUCCUCUUCAUUUUCCGAAUUAUGAUUCUCGUGGUUGCUGCCGAAACAGUCUGGGGAGAUGAACAGCAAGAUUUUACUUGCAACACUCAACAAAUAGGAUGCAAAAAUGUCUGCUACGAUGCAUUUUUCCCUGUUUCACACAUUCGACUUUGGGCUCUCCAGCUGAUCUUUGUCUCCACUCCUGCACUUUUGGUUGCAAUGCAUGUUGCCUACAGAAGGCAUAAGAAGAAACGGAAAUACAAACCUGGAGAUAAAGUGGAUUUUGAAAAUCUGAAAAAGCAGAGGUUUCAUAUUGAGGGUGCCCUGUGGUGGACAUACAUCAGCAGCAUCUUCUUCCGAAUCAUCUUUGAAACUGUUUUCACAUAUAUUUUUUAUUUUAUAUAUAGAAGCUAUAAAAUCCCUCCUUUAGUCAAAUGUAGUGAUUAUCCUUGUCCAAAUACAGUGGACUGUUUUGUUUCCCGACCCACUGAGAAAACUGUAUUUACUGUAUUCAUGCUGGCAGUUUCAGGCAUCUGUUUGCUGUUGAAUAUACUUGAAUUGGCUUAUCUGAUACUAAAGUCUUGUGUGAGGAAAUCUAAGACUGUGAAAGCACUGCCCAGUGAUUAAACAUCCAAGUGUCUAAUUUUGAAUUAGCUAUAGAAAAUGGUCAGCAGUAUUUUCAUUCUCUAACAUAAAUGGUCAGAGUACUCUGUUCAGCAUUUGCUCUAGAGUAGAGCUAGAAAUAAUCUGUCCCUUAAGCUGUUGUUGAACGAGACUUUCCAGCAUUCUUUACCAUUUGCUGAUGAAGGUUGCAGUCCUUUGUAUUCACAGAUUCCAUUAUCCUUGGCUAGAAAUUAUUUAUUUUUAAGUCCAAAAGCAAACCUUGAUUUUGCCAUUUUAUAUAAGUGACACCAUCCUACUAUGUAUAUAAUGUGACUUGAGCAUCCAGAGAUUUUAGUACAUAUGGAGAUCCAGGAAGUUAACUCCAGCAGAUUCCAUGGACCUACUGUAUUUGUUUAUUUUUAAAAUCCCUGUAGGUAGGUAUAACCUCAAAUAUUUUUUUUUCUUAAACCCAGCUUACAUCUACUGUAUCCACACAUCUGAAAGGUUAAAUUCUGUGCUUUUACUUUUUAAACUUUCUAUUGAACAUGUGCUGUCAAUGUUACCCAAUUACAAUGAUGCUUCAAAUCACACGGAUUCAUCUGAAUGCGCUACAAACAAGAGCUGUUGUUUUCAUUGCUGUUGAUUUUUUUUAUAGUCACUGAUUUGAUCAAAUUUUCUGGCAUUUUGUGGUAUGAUCAUGUUUGGGAGGGGCUCGACUGGGGUGACAGUAAAUGUUCCUGCGCUGGGUGACACCAACACCACUGACGUAUUAUAUGCUCCUAGUUUUCCAAAACACACUCCAUACAUCCAUACAUGUGUGAAGGAGUUAGUUUUAACUAUUACAUUUAUCCUUCUUUUGGUCUUUGGAGCUCUAAACGGCUUGGGCUCAGGCUAUUUGGCCAAUCGCCUCUCCUCCUACAAACCAGCUCGGGCACUGCGGUCAGCAGUGCUCUUGAUCCCACCUCCUUCUCAAGUGAGGCUGGUGGGAAUGAGGGAGAGAGCCUUCUGCGUGAUCACGCCCCAUCUCUGGAACUCCCUCCUACCCUUCAAAAAACAACUGAAGACUCAUCUUUGCUCAUUAGCAUACAGAGAGGAGGAAGAUUAGAUAAUGAGAAAUCCAUACGGACAUCUGGUUGAGAACUAUUGUUGUAUCUGGGCCCUGCUAGUCCAUGUUGGCCCAGCUGUCAUCAACCCACAUCACUUCAUGAACUUUGGUUGGCUCCUGUAAAUAAAUAUGGAUGUCUCAUACUUAGGUUUUAUGUCAUUAUGUAAUUUGUUUGUCUACGCUUUGCUUAAUUUAUUGAUGUUAGGUUCUAAUUUUACGUUUACAUGUGGGAUUAUUCUGGAUUAUUUUGCCACUACAUAUUUGUUUUUAUUAAGGCAUUGAACGUUUGCCUUUUUGUAUGUUGGAACCCACCCUGAGUCCCUGUGGGGAGAUAGGGCAGCAUAGAAAUAAAGCUAUUAUUAUUAUU